AAGUUUCAACUGCACGCUUUGGACACUACACACAUGCAAACACACACAGAGAUGAGCUCUGCCUUUGAAGCGAAAACACUGAAUUUCAUGCACUGGAUUUGAGAAACGUCGGAUUCUUGCUCCAUAUGAGGAAGAAAAUCUUGAAAGCACCUUGUCUCUUCUUGAGUCUACUAACGAGUCUGAAUCUCUGCUCUGGAAAAUUUGGAGCUCCAAUAACUGAUGAUGUGAGCAAGCUGUCAAUAUUGAAGCAGAAUAUUCCCUCUGAUUAUGAGAUUCCUGUUAGUUACAUUCCCAAAGAAGUGGCUGGCACGUGCUGGGUGGUGUUAAAUAUCUAUCCUUUGGAGCAAAGUCUGCGCAAGCUGGCCAACAUGUUCGGUGCCAUCUCCUCCAACAAAGAAAACAUAAUCGUCUUCAUCGCAAUGCUCAAGAGUUUGCGCUUCACCUUUGACCACGAGGAACUGGAAACAGCGAUGCAAGUCUUCCAGUGCCACUACCAGGAGGGCAGCUUACUGUCUGGCCUUUACUUCGACUACAUCAAAGACGUCUUACAAUCUGCUGCUCAAGGAACAUCCGGCUUCUCGUGCAAGCCGCCGCCAUGCCUUAAUCUCCAACAUACACCAGGGAGUCAGGAGGAGAAUCGUGGAUACAGCUGGGCCAGGAGAACUCCUCUGCUUUUGGUUCUCAUCCCCUUCAUAGCUUGUGUUGUUCUCAUAGUUUGGCUGGUCAAGUCUGGAAGGCUUUUACCGAUGUGCAACACUGAAAAUAGCCAAAUGGCACCUUCUGACAUGAUCCCAACUGUGUCUAUCUCCAUCCCACUUCAAACACUCGCCCACGCUGCUGACACUCAGCCGGUGGGGGAGGAGAUCGACGAACAUGAAAGUGGAUGAAGCGUGAUUAAUAAAGAAGGGGGAAAAAAAACUGGACAGCAGUAUAGCAACUUGCUCUCCAGGUUGUUUCUGUUAUUGGCAGGAGCCGGCUGGAUAAACGAGAGCAGUCUGACACUCCUCUGCUUUCAGUCGUCUGAGUUCACCGACCAGAGCUAUUUCGCGAGAGAAAACUCACCUGCUGUGAAGGCACGUGUAUUACAAAAUUAACCCCCCGGCACUUCUUUGGAGGCAAGAACUCUCAGCACAAUACCUGGUCAUCUGCCAAAAUGACUGGCAACGAGGUGCAUGCGCUGCCUCGCCUCGGCUGGUGUUCUGACCUGUUCUGAGCUUUUGUUUUUUCCUGCCACUCUGAAGUGGUGUCGCUCAGGGUGUUGUUGUGCCUCAAAUCCAAAUGAUAUCACACUGUGUGGAGGACUUUUUGUUUUAUUCUGCAGUCAUCAACUUGUUGACUUUCCUCUCGCUGCAUUCUGAAUUCCUACCUGCUCCUGUUAUUCUGAUUUCUGCUAAAAAUGCAUCCGCAGUAUAUGCAAAGAGGCACAUUCCUACCAUUACAGUCUGCAGAGCAACAACUGAAGCUGCACUUUCUAACGCAGCCUGUCUUGUUCUUCUCGUUGACAUUAUUAUGAUCUGUCAUCUGUCACAAAUUGCAAACCCGCUAGUCACAAACAACACGCUGAGCAGUUCAACAAGCGUCCUACUUUGUGUAUCAAAGAUCUGACCAGAUGGCAGAUAGCCAUCGCCAGAGGCACUUUGAAUCCGCUCAUUGUAUUUCAAAGCUGUUGCCCAGUGAUCUAUAGCUGCUGCUCGGCCACAGAGAGUGUGUUAGAGUUUUUAAUGCCUUAUUCACCAAGUCAAUCAUGUUCAGUCAUGAGAACAUGACUCCCCCGAGUGUGAGCGCUCUUGUACUGUAUGUGUCAGAGACAGCGAGCGAGAGGGAGGACAGGCAGGACAAGAGGAAGUGAGGCAGAUAGGGAUGGGUAGACGGACGGACGGAUGAGCUCAGUGAGAAGCAUAAGGAGGGCUUGUUCUCGUCACAAAAGAACUGGCCGUAGGCUGGAGGAAAUGCCAGUUACAAACACGGCCGAUGUCCACAGAUCCCUAUGAAUCAACAGGCUAAGAAUCUCUCCAGACCGCAGGCUACGUAGCCUCAUCUACAGGGCCUGGUUAGUAUUUCAAUAACAGUUUUCUGAAUUCAAAUGAUUUACUUCCAAAACAUGAAACAUGGAUGUAUCUUUAUUAAAAUGUUUGAAAUAUUUUCCUGGUGCAGACAAGAUCAAAUCAUCUUUUUACGGACCACUUUGUAUUGCUUUCAUUUUUGUAUUUUGUGAAAAUGUGUAUUUGUUUUGUACAUAAGAUAUUUAAUUUAUUUUGUUACUGGAUGAACCACUUACAAAAUGUAAGGAUUUUUUUUUUUUUCUAACAGUUGCAGUGUUGAAAAUGAAAAACAGACCUAUUCAAGCCAUGAAUGUACAGGGGGUAGACAAAAUACUGUGAACACACAAGGGAAAUGAAUCAGCGUUACAAAAAAAUACUACAGCGGUUGGUCACAUUUUGUCAGACCCUAAUAUGAAAUAGUUUCUCGGUUCGUACUCUCUGUUUCUGCAAUUUGUCUUUGACUUUUCAGCCUGAUAGUCUGUGUGACUGAAUCUCCUGUAGUUUGGGAAGAUGUUUCAUGUGUUGCUCUGAUAAUUCACACAUGACAGUGCUGAUUGUUAGACGUCUUUUACACCUAUAGUUAGUUAGCAUUCAGUGAAAAUGAUACACCCCACAUUUAUAGCAGCUUUUAUUGUGAAGUUGUUGUUGUUGUUUUUUUCAAAGAAAUAUUGAUAUUAUUUUGUUAAUCCCUGCAACGGGACUUAUGAGCAAAUAUGUGUCACUGUUGUAUGUGUGUAGUGUGUGUACGUAAAUUCUGAUACUAUAUGUCAACAAUGUAAAACUAUAUAAAGUGUGUUGUUUCCAUCACA
Molecule: messenger RNA, 2851 nt
Organism: Stegastes partitus (bicolor damselfish)
Lineage: Eukaryota; Metazoa; Chordata; Actinopteri; Pomacentridae
Exons: 7
Coding region: 126-887 (253 amino acids)
Biological process (GO): cell adhesion; positive regulation of cell population proliferation
Cellular component (GO): plasma membrane
Molecular function (GO): stem cell factor receptor binding; cytokine activity
Source: RefSeq, a predicted model, not a curated record